Salvelinus namaycush (lake trout) is the source of this 495-nucleotide messenger RNA. RefSeq names its product calcium-binding protein 2-like. The record is from RefSeq and is a predicted model, not a curated record. The transcript has 6 exons. Gene Ontology annotation, molecular function: calcium ion binding. Bases 1 to 495 code for a protein of 164 amino acids. NCBI's taxonomy places the organism in Eukaryota, Metazoa, Chordata, Actinopteri, Salmoniformes, Salmonidae.
AUGGGAAAUUGUACUAAGCCAUCCAUGAAAAACAAAAUGAAGAAGGACAGGGACCUACGACCAGAGGAGAUUGAAGAGCUUCGCGAGGCGUUUGUGGAGUUUGAUAGGAAGAAGAAUGGUUAUGUCAGCCACAAGGACCUGGGAGAGUGCAUGAGGACCAUGGGCUACAUGCCCACAGAGAUGGAGCUCAUCGAGCUGGGCCAGUCCAUCUGUGGCGGCAAACUAGACUUUGAGGACUUUGUGGAGCUGAUGGGCCCAAAGAUGCUGGCAGAGACAGCAGACAUGAUCGGAGUGAAAGAACUGAGAGAUGCAUUCAAGGAGUUUGACGCUAACAGUGAUGGUCAGAUCAGUAUAAUGGAACUGAGGGAGGCUAUGAAGAAGCUGAUGGGAGAACAGCUGACCAACAGAGAGAUCGACGAGAUCCUCCGAGACGUGGAUCUCAACCGGGACGGACUGGUCGACUUUGAGGAAUUUGUUCGAAUGAUGUCACGCUGA